Messenger RNA from Schizosaccharomyces osmophilus, 1878 nucleotides. RefSeq names its product SUMO activating enzyme E1-type Uba2 (gene uba2). The coding region runs from base 1 to 1878 and encodes 625 amino acids. The record is from RefSeq and is a predicted model, not a curated record. Gene Ontology annotation, molecular function: SUMO activating enzyme activity. The transcript is spliced from 3 exons. Gene Ontology annotation, cellular component: SUMO activating enzyme complex; cytoplasm. Lineage: Eukaryota; Fungi; Ascomycota; Schizosaccharomycetes; Schizosaccharomycetales; Schizosaccharomycetaceae. Gene Ontology annotation, biological process: protein sumoylation.
AUGAGCAAGAUCUCCAACAAAGUAGGCUUCGGUGAAGCCAUCAAAAGGUUCCAGGAGAGUAAGGUACUUCUCGUAGGUGCAGGCGGCAUUGGCUGUGAAUUAUUGAAGAAUCUGUUGAUGUCUAAUGUGAAAGAAAUUUGUAUUAUUGAUUUAGAUACUAUAGAUCUAUCGAACUUGAAUCGGCAGUUUCUAUUUCGGAAACAUCAUGUGAAGCAAGCCAAGGCAAUAGUAGCUAUGAAAACAGCUCAGUCCUUCAAUCCGAAUGUGAAAAUAGAGGCAAUCCAAGCGAAUAUCAAGGAGCCCCGAUUCAAUAUUUCUUGGUUUCGCCAAUUUGGUAUUGUUUUCAAUGCGCUAGACAAUUUGGAUGCCAGGCGUCACGUUAAUAAACUAUGCCUCCUUGCUAAUGUUCCACUUGUGGAAAGCGGUACUACAGGAUUUCUUGGUCAAGUUCAAGUCAUUAUUCAUGGGGAAACAGAAUGCUACGAUUGUAAUCCUAAACAGCAACCAAAGGUCUAUCCAGUAUGUACAAUCCGAAGUACGCCUAGCCAACCAAUUCACUGUAUCGUGUGGGCAAAGAGCUAUUUCUUUCCACAACUGUUCGGUGAUAAUGAAGAAAAUGAUGAAGGGAUACAAAAUAUUGCUCAAAACGAAGCACAAAAGAAAGAGAUAGAAGAGUUGGCACGUGAAACAAGAGAGCUUGCUGAACUUAGAAACUCCCUCGUAACUGACUCAAACGCUUUUGAAAAGAUUUUUGAUAAAAUAUAUCAUAGAGAUAUCGCUCGACUUAGAGACGUGCCUGAUAUGUGGGCUUAUCGUGCUCCUCCUACGGUUUUAGACAUUGAUGAUUUAGGUCAGAAAGCCGGUCAUUUAAGUUCUCCUUGGCUGGAUGAACAAAAAAUCUGGACUCUGGAGGAAAACUUUUCCGUCCUAAAAUCUUCUAUUCAACGUCUUUCGCAAAGGCUGAAGCAUUUUGCCAGUGAAGGCUUAUCAUUCGAUAAAGAUGAUAAAGACACCAUGGACUUUGUGGCUGCUUCUGCAAACCUAAGAGCGUAUUCUUUUGGUAUUGAGCAACAUUCUGAGUUUGACAUAAAGCAAAUGGCCGGGAAUAUAAUUCCUGCGAUUGCUACCACAAACGCCGUUAUAGCUGGGCUCUGUGUUACUGAAGCGCUUAAAGUAUAUCAAAAUGAUAGCGAUGAACUCAAAAACGUAUUUAUGGCGAAAAGAGCCGACCGUGUUUUUCAUGGAGAGAAGGUAUGCAAGCCUAAUCCAUAUUGCGCUACAUGUUCGUUUAAGCAUAUGAAGUUACCUGUCGAUCAUAAUCGCAUGCUUUUAAAGGACCUUGUCAAACGCAUUUUACAGGAUGUUUUGCAUUAUUCUGAGGAAGUUAGCGUCUUAAAAGAAGAUCUAAUUUAUGAUGUUGAUUUUGAAGAUAAUUUUGAUUCGACUUUAGCUGAUCUUGGAAUAAGUGGUGAAAAUAAUACAGUUCUUACUAUUCUGGGUGAAGAAAGAAGAUCGGACAAUGAGGAAACAACGAAUUCACAAAAUGUAUCUCGCAUACCUCUUCUUCUUGAAAUACUCCCCAUGGAUAAGCAUAUAGAUACAUCGAACACACCCUAUCGAUUACCUUCCGAGACUAUAAUUAUUCCGCUAACACCUGAGCCGUUGCAAUCUUCUUCAGACACUGAGACAGAAAUGGCUGACACUAAGGGUGUUGAUGACAUCUUUGAAGUUAUGCCUUCAGAAAACGAAAUCAUAGAUAUAGAAGUCAUCGAAAGUGAAGACGUGCCCAAUUCAGGUUCUCCAAAACUACGGGCUAGUUCAUUGAAAAGAAAACCUUCCAUAGAUGAUGAAACGGAGACAAAAAAAAGCAAAAACUAG